CAUCUGUUCUCCAUUAGACGAGCCGAGAGUAUAAAGCAGGCAGCUGACAGGGGCUGGGAGCUAGUCUAGUUCCUGCCUGGCUGGAUCAUGGGGUUUAGCGUGUGGCUGUGCGUUCUGUGCCUGCAGGCGAGCCUGCUGUCGCACGCCCUGGACUGCUCAGAGGGAAGCCAGGGAGAGCUGUGCGCUGCUGGACAGACCGCAGACAGACAGCAUGAUGACAAAAGGCAGCAGAGAGGGCCACACUUACCUGAGCAGCUGGAUUUGUUCAGACGUAAGAGGCAGCUGGAGCGGAGGGGCCCCACCCACCUGAGUCACCACAACCUACCAGGAGCCGUCUCGGUCAAGGGCUUCCCUAACACUCUGAUCCAGGCUGACAGGUCGAGGAGACACUUGCCUCAAACUGUGCUGAAUAAGAAGAAGAACAAGCGUAAACACCGCCCAGGCUCCUUCUCCCUCCUUAGCAACGACAAGACAGCCAACCCCCUACAGGUGACCAGAGUGAGGAGACAGGUGAAGCUUGACCCUCCCAAGAGGGGAAAGUCGGGUCGUUCUGGCGCGUUCUCAGUCCUGGGAGACCCUCAGAUUGAUGGACAGAGCGACGGACAGAGCGACGGGCCUGAAAGGACCGUGUAAGACAUCAAGUGCUGCAGGAUGGGAAUGCGAAUCGUAACGAAGGAUGCGCACAGUCCAACUAAAUGGGAAAUGUUUUGCAUUAUAGAAGAGAAAGGCUAUGAAAAUCUAACAUUCGCAUUAAAGCCCUAACUGUUCUUAUUUAGUUUCUCAUCAGGUAAUUUUUAAGUGUCUAUCAUAAUUAUUUUACUGGGAAGCUGGCUUACACUAAUCAGAGCUACUCUAUUGUAUAUUCAGUUCUAUUCUUUGUGUCUGCAUGUUAUAUUAAGAGAUCUUGUAGUACUAUUUUACUUUGCCAUUUUUCUGUCACAUAUUUAAUCACAUCUAAGUGUUUGAAGUAUAUUUUUGCACAACUCUUUUAUUUUUUUUUUUUUUUGGUAGUUUUUCCUUGCUGUCAUAUCAGGUUCCAGUAAACUUAAACGGAGAGUUAUAAUUAACAAGUCUUUAUUAAUUAAACAUUUUGUACACUUUUA
This is a messenger RNA of Poeciliopsis prolifica (blackstripe livebearer), 1103 nucleotides long. RefSeq lists its product as uncharacterized. Bases 88 to 633 code for a protein of 181 amino acids. Lineage: Eukaryota; Metazoa; Chordata; Actinopteri; Cyprinodontiformes; Poeciliidae. The transcript is spliced from 6 exons. The record is from RefSeq and is a predicted model, not a curated record.